AAAUUGAAAACUCCAUCUGCUAUUAUCGGGGAAAGACCAUGAAACCAAUGGAAGCCAUAAGCAUACUUUUCUUCUUGUCAUCCAUAUGGAUUCUAUCUAGUGCUCUAGAUACCAUACCUGCAAAUCAACCUCUAACCGAUGGAAGCACCCUUAUUUCAUCAGGUGGCAAGUUUAAGUUGGGAUUUUUCUCCCCUGGGACAUCCGGGAAAUGGUACUUGGGAAUAUGGUUCAAUAAAGUUACUGUACAGACAGUGGUAUGGGUUGUUAAUACAGACAGUCCACUCAAUGAUAGAUCCGGUGCGCUAAAUCUUACCAGACAAGGAACUCUUACUCUUCUAAAUGGUUCUGGCCAUGUCAUUUGGUCCUCCAAUGCAACUAGACAUAUGCAAAAUCCAGUAGCACAACUUCUUGAUUCUGGCAAUCUUGUUGUUAGAGAUGUAGCCGAGGAUAAGCGUGAGAAUUACCUGUGGCAGAGUUUUGACUAUCCAGGUGACACAGCUUUACCUGGAAUGAAGCUUGGGAUCGAUCUGAAGACUGGUUUUCAUCGUUCCCUCUGGUCAUGGAAGAGCACAGAUGAUCCUUCCAGGGGUGAGUUUAUUUGGACAUUCGAUCCUCGUGGAUUACUACAAACAUUCAUCAUGAAUGGUUCCAUUGAACUCUACAGGGCCGGACCAUGGAAUGGUCGAGUCUUUCCUAAUGCACCAGCUCGCGACGCCUCGUGGAAUGGUUAUAACUAUACAUACUUUUCUGAUCCUGAGGAAAUAUCCUUCAUGUAUGAGCUCACAGACAGCUCUAUCAUUGCAAGGGUAGUGAUGCAACUGAAUGGAGUUCUACAGCUUUCAGAAUGGAAUAAUCAGACCCAAAAUUGGGACGAUGUUGUUAGCGUACCAGCAGAUAACUGUGACAUUUAUGGCCAGUGUCACGCAUAUGGUUUGUGCAACAGCGGCUACUCUCCAAUCUGCAGAUGUUUGGAUAAAUUUGAACCCGAAGAUCCAACAGAAUGGGCAAGGGGAAAUUGGUCAGGCGGCUGUGUUAGAAAGAGAACAUUGAAUUGCCAAAAGGAAGUUAAAUUCUUGAAGCAUUCAGGCAUCAAGUUGCCAGACACUCGUUUUUCCUGGUACAGCAAAGGAGUGACUCUUAAUGCAUGCGAGGAAUUGUGCUUGAGAAACUGUUCUUGUAUGGCGUAUGCAAAUCCAGACAUAACAGGAACAAAUGAAGGCUGUUUGCUUUGGUUUGAUGAUCUGGUCGACAUCAGGGAGUUCGGUGCUAGUGGACAAGAUAUCUAUAUAAAGUUGGACUCUUCCGAGUUAGAGAACUCCAGUACAGGGAAAGUAAAGAAACUGAAGAUCAGCUUGCCUCUGGCAGCAUUUGGUCUGCUCUUAACACUAAGCUUAAUCUUGUACAUAAGGCAAAAGCAACAUUUUAGCAAAGGAAGAGGAAUAAGAAGCUCUGAAAUGUUCUGCACUAACAAAAGCCAAGCUGAAGAACUAGAUUUACCAUUGUUUGAUUUUGAAACUAUAUCUGAUGCUACCAAUAACUUUUCACUGAGCAACAAGCUUGGAGAGGGUGGUUUCGGACCUGUUUACAAGGGUGUGCUGAAAGAUGGACAAGAAAUUGCAGUAAAGAGACUUUCAAGAUACUCAGCGCAAGGAACUGAUGAGUUCAAGAAUGAGGUUAUCUUCAUUGCCAAACUCCAGCAUCGGAAUCUUGUGAAGCUUCUUGGUUGCUGUAUUCAAGCAGAAGAAAAAAUGUUGAUUUAUGAGUACAUGCCUAAUAAUAGCUUGGAUUGGUUCCUUUUUGAUAAAGAUAGGAGGUCAGUGCUUGAUUGGCCUAAGUGCUUCCAUAUUAUUAAUGGAAUUGCUCGAGGACUUCUCUACCUGCAUCAAGACUCAAGAUUGCGGAUAAUCCAUAGAGAUCUGAAACCUAGCAAUGUUUUGCUAGACAUUGAUAUGAACCCAAAGAUAUCUGACUUUGGCAUGGCAAGAUGUUUCGGAGGAAAAGAGACGGGAGCCAUGACAACAAGAGUGGUCGGGACAUAUGGCUACAUGUCUCCGGAGUAUGCAGCAGAAGGAAAAUUUUCGGUGAAAUCAGAUGUAUUUAGCUUUGGAGUUCUAGUACUGGAGAUUAUAAGCGGGAAGAGAAAUAGAGGGUUCUUGCAUCCAGACCAUCACCAUAAUCUUCUAGGACAUGUGUGGAUCCUCUUCAAAGAAGGCAGGGUUUUGGAGCUAAUAGAUACCCAACCAAGGCAGUCAUGCAAUCUGUCUGAAGUUCAAAGAUCAGUCCAUGUAGGUCUAUUAUGUGUGCAGCAGCGUCCAGAAGAUAGGCCGAGUAUGGCAUCAGUUGUGAUGAUGUUGGGUAGUGAUGUUGCGCUGCCCUUGCCUAAAGAGCCAGGCUUUUUCAAUGGAAGAAGCAGAUUCACUGAAGCUGACAGUUCAUCUAGCAAGCAUGGCGAAACUUCUGUCAAUGAAUUAAGCAUCACACAGUUGGAUGCCAGAUAGGAGAAAAAAUUUCAGGUCAUUGGUGUUUUCUCAAGAAGCUAUAAUUACUUAAUUGCUCCCGUCACAUAGCUCAACAACUACUCAUUGUUCAACUAAAUAAGUCACACUUCAAGAAUCUGUGGCAUGGUAUUCAACAUGACUAUUUGGCACUAGAUUUCCUGCAUAUGACUGCAAGUAAUCCUGAACUCUACCUGAGCUAAAUACAUGGGGAAGUUGAGCUAAGUGAUUUGGUAGUCGUUGUGGCUUAAAAUAUGAGGAAUAUAUUCAAUUAUGCAUCAUGAGGGUUAAACAGUAUCUGCUAAGAAGCUUCAUAUAUGGAAAUAACAUCCAAUAGCAAUCUACUCCUGUAUUUGUGAGUCCUGCUUUGUACAAAGUUUAAGGAAAAUUGGUCAAACAUUAACAGGUUCCCUCUUUUUCAGGCUAUCAUUCAGUCGAGGAAAAAAUCUGUAUAUCUUCCUUCAUGGUUCUCUCAUUGACUUGUCUGAUUAUGAAAUCUAUGCACCAAGUUAGUUCUAAUCCUAGACCUUCUAAUAUUAGUAUCUAAUGAAAAAGAAAGAUUAUAUUGUGAUUUGUACCAAAGGUUGUGGCCUAGUGGUCAGUAAAGUGGGUUAAUAAUGAUGUCAAACAAGUCCACAGGGGCAAUAGUGAAGUUUGGUUAAGAUGUGGGAAAGGAAGGCAUCGUCUUUCAUCCAAAACGUCUUGCCCCAAAAUGAUUUCAAACAAGUCCACAGGGGCAAUAGUAAAGUCUGCUCGUCCAUGCCAAGGCCUUAAAAGUUAAGCUGCAUGCACGAGUAACUCCAAUGGCAGCUGUAAGUUUGUUGGCACUGACUGCCUUCGACCAAGUGUUGCUUAGAAUGUAUCUAAGACCAAACCUCUUGGUCUCAGCUUCAGUGGUGAAGAUGUGCGUCAAACUAGUGUCGACCAUGACCAAGCAGGCUGCCCACUCAGUUUCACGUCCAUGAACAAUGGUCCUUUUUCUUUCAACUGCUGUUUCUGGGCCACAGGUGCACCCAGCCACUUAAUAGUGCCAAGUUGUGCAACAUCUCGGUCAUCAGGGGGUGCUUGGGCUGCUUAUCCUUGACCAAAGCAUUGAGAUUACCCAAGUUAGGGCAGUGUCUGAUAUUGUGGUGGACCCUUACAAAGGUAACAGCCUUGGGAGCAUUGCUCUACUUCUUUUCAUCAUAAUUCUUAUGCCAAUGAGAAGUCUUGUGGCCAUCCGCUUGGAUUCACACGCUUUAGUAACACCUUUUCUUUUGUCAUAGUCUCCUCCCCUGGUGGUCAUGCCUUUAUUGUCCUUCAUCUUGGUAGUCUCAUUCAGAAAACCAGUUAAGGACUCCAUCACAACAAUGGAUUCGUCCAUAUCUUGAAAGUGAUGCAUCUGCAACUCUUGCUUCUCCAUGAAAUAGAACAAAAGGUUCUCAAUUUCAUGUCCAUGGAAGGGGCAAUCAUGGGAGAAGGCAAAAUGGAAGAAAUAUGAAGAAUUGUAGCAAUUUAACAAGUCCAUGCUAAUUUUCUCUAUGAUACUGCAACCGUCACUAAAAAAAAGUGAGGGAGCAUGCACCACCCUGCUGACCAGCCAACUGAUUAUCCUGCCUAAGUGCCAAAAGGGAGUUCAAGAUGUACAUACUUCAGCCAUUUUGACGAUUUCAGCAUUGAGCAUCCCAGGCUUGGUUUCAAAGACAAGCACGGCCAGCAUAUAUGGUCGUGCUGUACUUCCUCCCAACAGCUGGGAUCCCUAGGCGCUGACCAGCCUGAACAAGGAAAGCGUCAACACAGGUGUAUGAUUGUGGCUGCUUAGUAGGCGUUUGGACAUGCGAUUUCAUCUCUGAUUUCAUCUCAUGAGAUAAAAGGAUGACAUGGGAUUUGAAAUCAUGAUUCAAAAAAUAUAAAUGUAAAAAAUUUGACCCAUACAUUUAUAUUUUGUAAAAAAGGACUCAUAAGUUGGUAGAUAUAUUUAUCAAUCAUGUUUACCAAUCAUA
Molecule: messenger RNA, 4477 nt
Organism: Lycium ferocissimum
Lineage: Eukaryota; Viridiplantae; Streptophyta; Magnoliopsida; Solanales; Solanaceae
Product: G-type lectin S-receptor-like serine/threonine-protein kinase At4g27290
Exons: 7
Coding region: 39-2498 (819 amino acids)
Biological process (GO): recognition of pollen; protein phosphorylation
Molecular function (GO): protein serine/threonine kinase activity; ATP binding
Source: RefSeq, a predicted model, not a curated record